Molecule: messenger RNA, 1740 nt
Organism: Symbiodinium sp. CCMP2592
Lineage: Eukaryota; Dinophyceae; Suessiales; Symbiodiniaceae
Source: the annotation of a GenBank genome assembly
AUGUCUGAGGCGGCCUGGAAUGGAAGAGGUGGUCGCUCUCGCAAGCAGCCCAGCACGACUACCAGUGACGAAUGGCCGUGGGCGCCCUUUCCCGAAACUCGCGAGGAUCUCUACCUCUUGAAGCUGGGCGCAGGACCUUUCAGGCGAGGAGCGAAAGCCAAGCCGCCAAGCAUCGCCAAGCCCAAAUCUUGGAGCUCAAAGGUGGACGAGUGGGGAAAGGGCUUUGUUGGAGAGCUCGACUACCGAGAGGAGGCGCGCAAUGCGAAACAAUUCCAGGAAGACAUCGCGAAGACUCCCCUGGCCGGAGCAGUGUUUGCUCCGCCGCCCGUAGAGGCAUGUUCCAGUGCAAAGGUUCUGACGACAGAGUGGAUCAUCGGAGAGCGCUUAGAGCAAAGUGAAGCAGAGGACGUGACGAAGCUAUGUUCGGUGGCGAUGAACACAUAUCUGACCAUGAUGCUGGAGACGGGACUUCUUCACGCGGAUCCGCAUCCAGGUAACCUUCUCAGAACUCCGGAUGGCAGGCUGUGCAUCCUUGACUGGGGCCUUGUCACGACCCUUGACGCAAGCUUCCGGGUGGCGUACAUUGAGCAUGUCGCUCAUUUGGUGUCUCGUGACUACGAUCCGGUUCCAGCAGAUCUGGUUCGCAUCGGCUUUGUCCCGGAAGGAAUGGAGGAUGAUGUCGUGAAGAGUGAGGUUGUGGCCACAUUGGCCCAAGUGUACGGACAAUGGACUUCCGGAGGUGGUGCAGCACAAAUGGAUGUGAACCGCCUCUUCAAUGAAAUUCAAGGCCUCAGCCGUCGCUACGGUAACCUUUUCCGAGUGCCUCCGUACUUUUUCUACAUUGCUCGAGCAUUUGCCGUCCUCGAAGGGAUCGGACUCAGUAAUGAUUCCGAGUAUUCUAUCGUCAACGAGUGCCUGCCAUAUGUUGCGCAGAGGUUGAUCACCGACUCAGACACUCGAAUAAACAAGGCGCUGGCUUCCUUCAUCUAUGGUGGCGAGAAAGGCAUUGAGCGUCAGCCAAGUGCAGAGCGUCUGAAAUAUUUGGCAACUGGGUUCUCGUCCUAUGUGGCUGCGACGCGCGCGAACAAUAGCCCAGCUGCCAAGGAAGCAGCAGACCUUGCUGACCAGUUGGCCAGUCUAGUGUUGGGACGCCUGCCAGAAGCACAUGAAUCUGAGGACACUGACCAAGCGAGAAAGGUUCCUCCCGCACUUCAGGGACUUCUUCUGGAUGAGCUGGCCAAGGUUGUUGGCGCCAAUGCCAGAGAGUUGGCAGCUUCCUGGAAUCUUCCCGGAGCUGGAAGUCUAGGCCUAAUGACGCCGGAUAGAAAUGACAGGAAUGUCAUUGCAAAUGCGCAGGAGAUUGCAUCCAUUGCCGAGCCGCAAGUCCUGUCCUCAACUAUUGUUCACAGACUCAAGCCGACUGCCCGCAGCGCGGGAAUGCCUUGCUUCGUCGAGUCUCACCAAGCUUGUCCACCAGAGAGCGAUUCCAAAGGAGUGAUGUCAGUUUCUGCGCCCUCCCCUGUCUGUCUGACCUCGCGUCCCCGGACCGCCGUCUCCGACCUACUCCCUCGAUGCCACAAGUCGCUCAGCAGUCCAGAGGAGGUCAAGCGGGGCAAAUGGCGGAGAUCAAUUAAUAGUGGCGGUCCAAGUCCACAAGGCCAAUGCAACCUAAGAACCUGCGGGCACAUGAAGCGACACUACUUCGGAUGGCUUUACCGAUCAUCAAAUACGGAAUCGUAA